Messenger RNA from Vombatus ursinus (common wombat), 2501 nucleotides. It is a transcript of the gene PHACTR1, whose product is annotated as phosphatase and actin regulator 1. The transcript is spliced from 12 exons. Gene Ontology annotation, biological process: cell motility; stress fiber assembly. Gene Ontology annotation, molecular function: actin binding. NCBI's taxonomy places the organism in Eukaryota, Metazoa, Chordata, Mammalia, Diprotodontia, Vombatidae. The record is from RefSeq and is a predicted model, not a curated record. The coding region runs from base 20 to 1693 and encodes 557 amino acids.
AGUGGAGAGACUGGCGGCGAUGCGCUCGGACUCCCUGGUCCCUGGUACCCACACCCCGCCUAUCCGGAGGAGGAGUAAAUUUGCCAACCUGGGAAGGAUUUUCAAGCCAUGGAAAUGGAGGAAGAAGAAAAGUGAAAAAUUCAAGCACACAUCAGCAGCCCUGGAAAGAAAAAUAUCCAUGCGACAAAGCAGAGAAGAGCUUAUAAAGCGAGGGGUCUUGAAGGAAAUCUAUGAUAAAGAUGGAGAACUUUCUAUAUCUAGUGAAGAUGGAUCACUGGAGAAUGGUCAGUCCUUGAGCUCCAGCCAGCUUUCACUUCCUGCCCUAUCAGAAAUGGAACCAGUUCCGAUGCCCAGGGAUCCCUGCUCUUAUGAGGUGCUCCAACCCGCAGACAUCAUGGAUGGGACAGUGUCUGAAGAAAGCCCCUCAGCCAGUGAGUCCGGAGCCCUCCUGUCCCAAGAUCCUUCAGCUAAGCCAGUCCUGCUACUUCCCCCCAAAAAAACUGCUGCUUUCCCUGGAGACCAUGAGGAGACCCCAGUGAAACAGUUGCCCCUCCUCAAGCAGCCCCCUGCCCUGCCUCCUAAACCCAUUGCCAGGAUUGCCAACCAUUUAACGGAUCCUGGUGCCCCUGUGAAAUUGCCUUGUUUGCCAGUGAAACUGUCUCCUCCGCUACCUCCAAAGAAAGUCAUGAUUUGCAUGCCUUUAGGAGGGCCAGAACUCUCCCUUGCUUCCUAUGCGGCCCAGAAGAGUGCCCAGCAGACCAUGGCUCAGCAUCACCAUACUGUCCUGCCAUCCCAGUUGCAGCACCAGCUCCAGUAUGGCAGCCACAGCCAGCACCUCCCCUCCACCUCCAGCUCACUACCUAUGCAGCCAUCAGGUUGCAGGAUGAUAGAUGAAUUGAAUAAAACACUGGCUAUGACCAUGCAGCGACUGGAAAGUUCUGACCAGCGAGUGCCCUGUUCUUCUUCCUACCACAGUUCCAGCUUACACUCGGGUGAUGGCAUCACAAAAACAGGACCCAUGGGUCUUCCAGACCUAAGACAAGUGCCAACUGUUGUGAUUGAAUGUGAUGACAAUAAAGAAAAUGUGCCUCAUGAAUCUGAUUAUGAAGACUCCUCCUGCCUGUACACAAGGGAAGAGGAGGAUGAGGAUGAAGACGAAGAUGAUGACAGCUCGUUAUACACUAGUUCUCUGGCUAUGAAAGUGUGCCGAAAGGAUUCCUUGGCCAUCAAGCUCAGCAACAGACCUUCCAAGCGAGAGCUAGAAGAGAAGAACAUUUUGCCCAGGCAGACGGACGAGGAGAGGCUGGAGUUGAGGCAGCAGAUCGGUACCAAGCUUACCAGGCGACUGAGCCAGAGGCCAACUGCUGAGGAGUUGGAGCAAAGAAACAUUCUGAAACCUCGGAAUGAACAAGAAGAGCAAGAAGAGAAGCGAGAGAUCAAGAGGCGGCUAACCCGAAAGCUCAGUCAGAGGCCUACGGUUGAAGAGCUCCGUGAAAGAAAGAUUCUCAUUCGCUUCAGUGACUAUGUGGAAGUGGCCGAUGCUCAGGAUUAUGACAGGAGAGCGGACAAACCCUGGACUCGACUCACUGCCGCAGACAAAGCUGCCAUUCGGAAGGAGCUCAAUGAAUUUAAAAGCACUGAAAUGGAAGUUCAUGAAUUAAGUAGACAUCUAACAAGGUUUCACCGACCGUAGCAAUUGAAUUCCACUUGAGUGCUAUGCUGUCUUCAAAACAUGAAUUUAUAAGAACCAUAAGUGCUGGUAUUACUCACUUCUCCCAUUACCAUGUAAAUCUUCUGAACUGCCUUUUUUUAAAAGAAGAGAAAAGAAGAAAAAAUAAACAUAAAUGAGGAUUAUAUAUAUAUACAUAUAUAUAUAUAUAUAUUAUACAUAUCUGUAAACUUGAUGGUUACCAGUCAUCAGACCUGCUGACAUUAACUUCUGACAGUGAAAUACCCCUCACCCCACCCUGGCAGGGCCAAGGACAACAGCUUGGCGUCCUCAUUUUAAGACUUUCUGGCAUGUGGAUGUGUCCUAUUUGUCCAAGCCCAGCUGGUAACUGCAUUCAUUCUGUCUUCAACCACCCUCAUCCUCGCAAGCGUCUAUCACUCAACUCCAAAGAAAGCUGAGGCAAUGGGUUUCUUUCUGGGAAUGACUGUACAAAGUAAAAAAGUUCAGACUGGCCUUUUAAGUAAAGUCCCAAGCACUUAAACCAAACGUGACUUCUGCUUUGGGGAGCACCUUAAGAGGAGGAAACAGUCGGGGAGUGCUGCUCUCAGUGAUCCCUUUCCCUGCACUCCCUGCAUUCCAUCCCUGUCUCCAUCCUCCAUAUACUGAACACAAAGGAAAACCCUUUUCUACCUGAGUUUAUAAUCUACUAUUGGUCACAAGAGGUGUGUGCGCCUUGAGGAAGAGAAAGUUCAUCCUGGGGGCAGCCAGGUGGUGCAGUAUAUAGAGCACCACCCUGAAGUCAGGAGGACCUGAGUUCAAAUCGACCUCAGAC